AUGAGAUCUCUUUUAAUAUUAUUAAGAUGGAAUUCAGCAUUAAUCAUUGGGGAAGUGUUAUGUUUAUCACAAUUUGAAUAUUAAGUUUCCAUUUGGAUAAUUCUUGCAUCAAUCAUUAUUUUAAGAUUAAGUGAAAAUUUUUUCAAAGUAUGAAUAAUCAUAUUUUUAGAAAAGAAUAAAGUAUUUCUUUAUUUUGAGACAGCAAAUUCUUGUUACAAUUAUUAAAAUCUUUUUAUUGUUGAUUCUAAUCUUCACAGUCUUAUGUGAAUUAUAUUUUUAUUUUAUGAUAGUCAACUAAACUAAUUUAGUAAUUUAUCAUAAUUAUUCUAGAUUGUUUCAUAUAGUGGGGCAAUAUUAAUUGAUGUCCUUCUUAUCGAUAUUAUUAUUUUUAGCGCGAAUAGAUUUUUAGGGGAAAAUAAAAAGAAGAAUAUAAGAAAAAGAAUAAAAGAACUCAAAUAACUUACUAAUAUUUAAAAAGAGAAAGAAUGA
Messenger RNA from Paramecium sonneborni, 489 nucleotides. The record is from the annotation of a GenBank genome assembly. Lineage: Eukaryota; Ciliophora; Oligohymenophorea; Peniculida; Parameciidae.